CUCAGCAGCAAAACCUCGAGUCUUCUUUAUCUUUCUCUCAGCAGCAGACGAUUUCUCAAUUUCUUCUCUGUGAUCUGAAUUCUCGCCGAGUGAAUCUGGAAGCAGGCAAGCUCAAAUUUGGUUUUAGGUUUUCAAGCUCUCUGUUCCAAUGCUGCUUCCAAGAUGGUUUGCAGAAGGCUUCUUGCUUCUACUUUCAAUUCUUGCGUGUUCAGACGCUGCAUUUAUCGGUGUGAACAUUGGAACUGAUCUCACCAACAUGCCAUCGCCUUCAGACAUCGUAACGCUUCUCCAAUCGCAACAAAUCACACACGUCCGUCUCUAUGAUGCUAAUAGCCACAUGCUCAAAGCAUUUGCCAACACUAGUAUCGAAGUUAUGGUCGGUGUAACCAAUGACGAAAUCCUCAAAAUCGGACGUUUUCCUUCAGCUGCAGCCGCUUGGGUUAACAAGAACGUUGCUGCUUAUAUUCCUUCAACUAAUAUAACCGCCAUUGCUGUUGGUAGUGAAGUUCUCACCACCAUUCCUCACGUGGCGCCGAUUCUCGCCUCGGCUCUUAACAACAUUCACAAGGCACUUGUGGCUUCUAAUCUCAACUUUAAGGUCAAAGUUUCCAGCCCUAUGUCUAUGGAUAUAAUGCCUAAACCGUUUCCUCCAUCUACAUCGACCUUUAGCCCAUCGUGGAAUACCACGGUUUACCAGCUCCUCCAGUUUCUGAAGAACACCGGUUCUUUUUUUAUGUUAAACGCGUAUCCUUACUACGGUUACACAACCGCUAAUGGGAUUUUUCCGCUCGAUUACGCGUUGUUCAAGCAGCUUUCUCCGGUGAAGCAGAUUGUUGAUCCCAACACGCUUUUACAUUACAACAGCAUGUUUGAUGCUAUGGUUGAUGCUGCUUACUACUCCAUGGAAGCUUUGAAUUUCUCCAAGAUUCCUGUUGUCGUCACGGAAACAGGCUGGCCUUCGUCUGGAGGAAGCGAUGAAGCGGCUGCAACUGUUGCUAAUGCGGAGACAUUCAACACCAACUUGAUCAAACGAGUGUUGAACAAUUCAGGUCCUCCUAGUCAACCAGACAUACCGAUAAACACUUACAUCUACGAGCUGUACAAUGAAGACAAACGAUCCGGACCAGUCUCUGAAAGAAACUGGGGGAUUUUGUUUCCAAACGGGACAUCGGUUUACCCUCUGAGCUUGAGUGGUGGCUCUAACUCUGCAGCUCUAAACGAUUCAUCGUUGUUCUGCGUGGCUAAAGCAGAUGCUGACGAUGAUAAGUUGGUUGACGGUUUGAAUUGGGCGUGUGGUCAAGGCCGAGCUAACUGUGCCGCAAUUCAACCGGGCCAACCUUGCUAUCUCCCGAACGAUGUAAAGAGCCAUGCUUCUUUUGCUUACAAUGACUAUUACCAGAAGAUGAAAAGUGCAGGUGGAACUUGUGACUUUGAUGGUACAGCCAUCACUACGACUAGAGAUCCUAGCUAUAGAACAUGUGCAUAUACGGGAAGCUUAAACGCAAACUCAACGGGAGGGAACUUUCCUCCGAAUGCGUUAGGCCCCGUAAGUCCACUGGGAGGAAAUGCAAACGCACUUAUCAUCUCUAGCUACCAUCUUCCCUUCUUGGCACCGUUAGCUCUCACGCUGUUACAACUGUUACUUCAGCACUGACCGCCUUUUGUAGAACGUUUGCCAAAACGCGGUUUUGUAGUAACCGGAGAAGUCUACCGACGACUCGUUUUUUUCCGGUUACCAGUAUUUAUUGUUUAACUUUGGUUUUAGUGUAAGUGUAACUAGAGACUAGAGAGAGCUCACAAGUUCCCAUUCUUUUUUUGUCUCCAUCUUUGAACUAAAAUUUUCGAGUAAGA
Arabidopsis arenosa is the source of this 1851-nucleotide messenger RNA. The record is from the annotation of a GenBank genome assembly. NCBI's taxonomy places the organism in Eukaryota, Viridiplantae, Streptophyta, Magnoliopsida, Brassicales, Brassicaceae.